Messenger RNA from Sabethes cyaneus, 541 nucleotides. Its product is annotated as tRNA-specific adenosine deaminase 2. The transcript has a single exon. Gene Ontology annotation, molecular function: tRNA-specific adenosine-34 deaminase activity. Gene Ontology annotation, cellular component: cytoplasm; nucleus. Gene Ontology annotation, biological process: tRNA wobble adenosine to inosine editing. Bases 1 to 492 code for a protein of 163 amino acids. NCBI's taxonomy places the organism in Eukaryota, Metazoa, Arthropoda, Insecta, Diptera, Culicidae. The record is from RefSeq and is a predicted model, not a curated record.
AUGCAGAAUUUCAUGGAACAUGCACUUGAACAAGCCAGAUUUGCAGACAAACUGAAGGAAGUUCCAGUUGGUUGUGUUUUUGUCUACAAUGGCGAAAUCAUAGCUAAUGGAUGCAACCGAGUAAACGAGACAAAAAACGCUACACGUCAUGUAGAACUUAUCUGCAUUGACCGCGUGUUAGAGUACGCUAGAUCAAAAAGCUUGAAAUAUGAAGAAGUAUUCUGUGGUGUAACCGUCGUGGUUACCGUUGAACCUUGUAUAAUGUGUGCCGCUGCUUUGAUCAAUUUAAACGUAAAGGAAAUUAUCUACGGUUGCCGAAAUGAUCGAUUUGGAGGUUGCACCGUACUGGAUGUACCGAGUUUAUUAAAGACAGAUAUUCCAAUUAAGGGUGGCGUUCGAGCGGUGGAAGCAAUGGAACUAUUAAAGACGUUUUAUAAAGGAGAAAACCCUAAGGCACCAGUACCGAAGCCAAAAACUCACCGACAGAUUUAAUUAUUUUUUGUUUUGAUUUCAUGUGAAAGAAUAAAACAAUUGUUCCUAA